UCCGCAACCAUGUCCGGCGCCGAUUCCAAAGUGCUCAAGUCCGAGCCCCUCAACCCCACCGAGGCGCGCUGGACGCGCCUGGUCAAGACGACGUACACGGACCCGAACGGCGUGACGCGGGACUGGGAGUCGGCGGAGCGGCAGACGCGGCCGGUGGGCUCCGCCAUCGACGGCGUCGGCAUCGUGGCCAUCCUGCAGGAGAAGGGCAAGCCGCCCGCCCUGCUGCUGCAGAAGCAGUUCCGCCCACCGGUCCACAAGGUCUGCAUUGAGGUGCCCGCGGGCCUGAUCGAUGCGGGUGAGAGUCCCGAGGUCUGCGCCCUGCGCGAGCUAAAGGAGGAGACGGGCUAUGUUGGCGAAAUAGUGCGUGAGGGCUUUGGCGUCAGUCCCGUCAUGUGGAAUGACCCCGGCUUCUGCAACACAAACCUUAACAUGGUGCAUGUCACGGUCGACCUUUCGCGGCCUGAGAACCAGGACCUCAAGCCUGAGCUCGAGGAUAACGAAUUCAUCGAAUGCUUCUCGAUUCCGCUGACAAACUUGUACGCCGAGUGCCGCAAGCUGGAGCAGGAGGGAUACGCCAUUGACGCACGCGUUGGGACGCUGGCCGAGGGAAUCGAGAUUGCUAGGCGGUGGAAGCUAUAUUGAUCACUAGAUAAGACGAGCAGUGAAACCAUAGACUUCAUAAUGGAUUAUGAUGGUGAGCAUGG
Aplosporella prunicola CBS 121167 is the source of this 704-nucleotide messenger RNA. RefSeq lists its product as uncharacterized. NCBI's taxonomy places the organism in Eukaryota, Fungi, Ascomycota, Dothideomycetes, Botryosphaeriales, Aplosporellaceae. The record is from RefSeq and is a predicted model, not a curated record. The coding region runs from base 10 to 642 and encodes 210 amino acids. Gene Ontology annotation, molecular function: ADP-ribose diphosphatase activity. Gene Ontology annotation, cellular component: cytosol; nucleus. The transcript is spliced from 3 exons. Gene Ontology annotation, biological process: ribose phosphate metabolic process; nucleoside phosphate metabolic process.